AUGGAGAAGGCUUUCGCUACAGGUAACAGCUGCGCCCUGUUUCAAGUGAUUCGAUCAAUUGGUCAGAAGGCAGAUGUCAGUGAGACAAUAUGCGAAAAAGAUGAAACACCAAAUCACUCCCUCAAUCACCGUCUUGAGCGGUGGGCGGAGCACUUUAAAGAACAGUUCACAUGGUCUCCUUCAACACCCUCAUCAGAGUGGCGCAAACCGCGAGCUGGACAACAUAUAACUUGGCAGAAGGGCUUGAAAGAAAUCACGAAGGGUUUGGAUGUCAUUGGUGUUGUGCGCCUUCCAGGAUGGGAUCCCCGUGACCCCACCUGUGCUUGGCUGGAGGCGUUGCAAGAAAUGGCGGCUGAUCGAUCUAUUUUUACCUAUGCCAACUCCGCUCCGGAUCACCCUUAUCUACCAAAUUCAGAAAAACCAGUCUACGUUUUUGGUGAUAAAUUCGAUGCUAUGAAGGAUCGCGAUAGGAUUGCGGAAAGGCUUCGUUCCUUGUUUUGGAUGACAUAUAGGAAGAACUUUCCUCCCAUUGUCACACAAAGUGGACCGACUUCAGAUACUCGCUGGGGUUGUAUGCAUAGGUGUGGCCAAAUGAUGCUGGCGGAGGCCAUAACACGAAUCCAUUUAGGUAAAGAUUGGCGUUGGACGCCCGGCUGUCAAGAUGAAGCCUACUGCCGUCUUCGGCGAAUGUUUCAAGAUCACAAGAGUUCUCUCUACUCUAUUCAGAAUAUCACCAUGCUUGGAAUGGCUUUGGAUAAACCGAUCGGAAGUUGGUUCGGUCCAAACACUGUGGCUCAAGUGAUAAAAAAACUUUGUGCCUACGACCCAUGCACAAAUUGGUAUGUACAUAUCUCAGUGGAAGAUGGAGUCAUUGUAGAUGAGAUCAAAGCUCGAUGCCAAAACCCUAAGGCGUUUAUCCUACAUCCUUCGUCGGAUUCCGCACACGGCCUACCUACUCCUGGAACCCCUCCGGCUGAAGGUGGUGUCGGUAGCGACUGGGAUUUGGAAGCGGUAAAGGCUCGGUUUGCCGAAGACCCUGAGCUACUCGACCCUCCUCCUCACGUAAAUAGUCCAGUCACUCGAAUAUUGGAUGAAGAUUUCUUGGAGAUUGUUCUCCCUCCCACCUACGAUUCUGAACAUGAUUCUGAUCAUCCACCGAUCACUCCUCCCGCUGUUCCUGCCGUCCGAUCUUCACUAGAACGGUCACCCCCACCAGAAAGCGAUCGUCUUCAGGCCACUGAGACUGAGGCCGCCCCGUCGCCAGCCACCUGGCGUCCCUUACUCUUAUUUAUCCCGCUCCGAUUGGGUCUGCAUCAACCCAAUCCUUGUUAUUUCAAUGCAAUCAAGGCUAUACUCCAAAUUCCACACUCAAUAGGAAUUAUGGGAGGUCGACCGAGUCAUGCAGUCUGGAUAGUAGGUACAGCUGGCGAUGAGGAUCUACUGUGCCUCGAUCCUCACACAACUCAACCGGCCAGUCAGGAUGACCUCACUGCCGAAGAUGAUGUCACUCACCACUGUGACUGUCCUGUCCGUCUUCCUCUGGAGCGACUUGAUCCAAGCAUGGUCAUUGGUUUUGUGUGCACGACCGAAGACGAAUUCGAUCAGCUGUGUGCACAUUUGGAACGGGAUGUACUUAGUGUGGAAACAACUCGUGGACAUCCACUGUUUGAAGUACACAAGUCUAGGCCUUCCAAUUUGCCUCCGUUACCUAUGUUAUUGUUCAACUCACGAUCCGAAAGAGCAUCUGACACGUCGGUCAAAGAAGAGACUGAUGAGGGUGAUGCGAGCAAUCCUCCGUCGCCCACACAGUCAGAUCCCAGCAAGAUUGGCGGGGCCAUGAAUGCAGUACGGGUCCUGUGGUCCAAAUGUAAUCAAGUAGCGGAAGAAACGGUUCGUUCUUUGACCAACCUUGGUGGCCCAUUGGCGAAUUCUGCUCAGAAAGAUGUCGCCUGUAUCCUUCAUAUGGACAAGGCUCUUGACGAUAGCAGUUUGGAGUCAAGGGCUUUGAAGGCCUCCCGGCGUUUACCUUGUGGUUUCGUCGAUGACAAAAUCAGAAAUGACGAUAGGGAAUACCCAUUCCAUGCACCACGUUUU
This is a messenger RNA of Opisthorchis viverrini, 2094 nucleotides long. RefSeq lists its product as hypothetical. Gene Ontology annotation, molecular function: protein-phosphatidylethanolamide deconjugating activity. The record is from RefSeq and is a predicted model, not a curated record. NCBI's taxonomy places the organism in Eukaryota, Metazoa, Platyhelminthes, Trematoda, Opisthorchiida, Opisthorchiidae. The annotation marks the transcript as partial. The transcript is spliced from 10 exons.